GUUUGAACUGAAACGUCGGUCAGGCGAAGGUGCACGCAAAUUCCUUGGACUUUAAGCGGAAGGGAAAUGAAUCCCAGUGGUGUGCUAGCUAGUAGCUAGCCGAGCUCAACCCAAAUCCCGUCGCCCUCAUCCGUCCCGCCGACCGUCGAGCGUCCCCCGCUCAAGGCCCCCAGUCCUCGACCGGGCUCCCCGGCCUCCUUCCUCUACCCCACAUUCUCCACUGCCGCGGUCGACAACUCGAUGCCGGCUGCCCGCGCUCGCCGCCAGCAGGGAGCGCGCCGCGGGAUUGGGUUCGGCGUGUUCGGCAACCCGCCUGUUCGUGCGGUUGGAGUCGGGGCGCCCGCGCGAGCAACUCAUCCCCCACGGCCGCCAGUUUCGAAGCCAGAAGGAAAGGACCCUCGCAUUCACGCUGGAGGAAUAGCAGAUUUGGCAAUUGUGCGAGAACUGAAAGUGGAUCUUCUUCAAGUUUUGAGAAGCUCAAGCGCAGCUUUGUAAGGUUUUGUAGCUGAGCAAACCAAUCUGGCAAUGUCUGCAAUGUUCCAGCUAUGUGCAAUUUCUGUAGACAUGACGAAGGCUUCAGUGUUGCAAUGUCAAGAGGUCUGAUACCAUCACCUGAGAAGAUGGAUAGACAGCGAGAUGGCAAGAUCAUGAAGAAGAUCAUGAACUCUGCAUGCUUUUACUCUCCCACUGCUGCUAGCGACUGCCACUUCUAUCAUGCUUCUGUUUAUGAGCUCCAUGAGAUCAUCUGGGCAUAUCCCAUCUUUCAAGAAGGCCUUUUUGCAAAACAGAUUGUAGGAAUCUUCAAAUGUCAUUGGCUGAAGUCGAUGGACAUCACUUCUUGCAUCAACAACCGGCUCAGCCACGGUGAUGUUACGCGUUGUCAUAAGGACCCGGCUGCCACUAUCAUUAUUAGGCAAAACCAGCUUGAUCAUAUUCCAGAGCCCUUUGUCCCAGACAUCAUCAAGCACAAGCAAAAACCGCAUACCCCCGAGGCCACUCAAGAGCAGUUGUUGGAGUUGCCCCUCACUGAGAGAGCUCGCCUCUGCGGAGGGGAUCCUCAUCAGCCCCUUGGCCAUCUCACGGAGGACACCUCGCCGCUCCAUCAUGUUUGAAACAUAGACCCAUGAACUGCGGUCGAAAUGCUUCGUCACAUGUGGGUGGUUGUACACCUUCUUGGCAAGCGUGGUCUUACCAACACCACCCAUGCCCACCAAGGACAUGACACUGAGCUCUGAUUCCCCACCCAAAAUGUGCUGAAGCAACACACCCAGGUCUCUAUCCAGGCCAACAGUAUCUUUGUCAUGAAGCAGGGGAGAUGAAGCUAGGCCAUGGAUCCAGUUGUCGCUGCAACCUGCUGGUGGUUUGGUUGGGUACUCUAACCGACGGCGGGAGAUGUCACUCAGCUGGUUCCUGAUGCGUCUGAUCCGAGCCCCAACUUUGCUCCGUGCUCUUAGGUUACGGAGGAUGCUGCAACUGCUCACCUGACUGGUGUCGAAGACAUCUAUGACAUCCUCCGAAUCAAGCAUGACGUCCCUAAUCUGGUGGACCCAUGCUUCUGUGGUCGCGCCAUCAUCGCCACCACACGCCUCCAUUUCGUGCAGGAAGAUCUGCAUGCUGUGGAGCUCAUCGCGGAGCCAGCGUACAUCCUGGCCUGUGGCCAGGAGGCGCUGGCCGUGGUUGGCUACUCCGGUGGUAAGCAGGGAUGCUAUGCCAUGGAUCAAGGAAGCAAGUAUGGGUUCGGCCAUGGGAAUACCUUUGGUUCUGUGAGUUGUUGGACGAGGACGAUAAGCCCAGACGACUUUUGCUGUCUCUUUGAAAGUCAAUGUCAGCUGGCAGCAUUUUUUAGUAUAAUUUUGAUUUGAGGAGAUAUUUUGCCCCUUGUUUAUGCCAAACGAUGGUAAAUGAAGCUCAAGAACAAUUAUUCCUUCGAUACGAACCAUACAUUGAUUGAUCACCGGUACGUAUUUCUUCAGAAAAAUAUACAGAUGCUAUACUAAGAAACUGAGAAAGCAUUAAAAGUCUUGGAAAAGAUCAAUUAGAAGCACUGAAGCAGCUUUGAACGAGGCAACGUUUGAUUGUGAGAGGGAAAUAGAUAGGAUCAGGCGAUCAGCCUAUAUUCCAUUGUAAAGAAAAUGAAGCAUACUACAUGAUACGAAGUGUUUUUUCCUGUCAUGACAAGAAGUUUCAACUUUGUUGUACAUGAACUGGUACUUCAGUGAUGUCUGUAAGACUGGAAACUGGAUUUU
This is a messenger RNA of Setaria italica (foxtail millet), 2246 nucleotides long. RefSeq lists its product as uncharacterized. The coding region runs from base 546 to 1112 and encodes 188 amino acids. Lineage: Eukaryota; Viridiplantae; Streptophyta; Magnoliopsida; Poales; Poaceae. The record is from RefSeq and is a predicted model, not a curated record. The transcript is spliced from 4 exons.